GGGCAAGUGCCGUAACAGAGGCAAGAAUGGCUGCCAUGCGCCUCAUAAUCCUGGGCGCUGCUGCAACUCAUGGCUUAAUUCCGACGCUGCGCUCGACGCGUGCAUCUGUCAGCUUGAAAAGCGUCGCGGAGAAGGCGAACUAUGCAGUAGUCGGCUGCGGCUUGCAUUGCACCGGUGUCGCAUCGCUCAAACGCCUGUGAUCCUUCGACCCGUUCGCGAUCGCGCGUCGUCGCCGCCGCCGCCGCGCGCUGCAGGCUUUCAAAGUCAAAGAAACGCCCACUGCCGCAAACGCGGACGUCUUCCGCGCAGGCCCGCUCGCGGCAUGGGCUGGUUCCACGGGUUGCAGCUCGUCGAGGGCGAGUGCGCGUCGGCGAGAUUAUCAGAUGUCGUCGAGCCCUGGUUCCUCGGGCCCGGUAAAGAUUCCGACGCGGGCGCCGAGUUCGACGCAGGUGUGGUUAAGGAGUGGACGGACACGCGCUUCAGCGACGCCAUUUCGGAUCAGACGUGGUCGACGGCGGGGCCCGGGCCCAAGUUAGCUUUAAUAGCGGGGCGGACCGUGGACAACCCGGGCUUCUUCCGCCAGGCGCUCAAGGCGGGCGCGACGCACAUCUUGCUCGAGAAGCCCGGCGCGCCGUCGGUAGCAGAGCUCGAGGCCAUGGCCGCCGAGGCCAAGGCGGCGAACGUGCCCGUCUUCAUGGGCUUCAUCAAGAACAUCAGCCCCUACUUCACGGAGGCGCUCGAGGUCGCCAAUGGGAACCCGGGAGCUCUAGUGACAUUAACGUCUAGAAACGACUACGCGAAGGAGGACCUGGCCGAGUGCUUCGAGCGGAACGCGGAGGGGCUCCUCAAGAACAUGGCCAUCCACGAGUUGGCGCUGGCGGCGACGUUCUUCGGCAUGCGCGCCGACACGAUCGUCGACGUCGACACGAGCGGCUGCGACGAGUCGGCGGACGGGUGUGAUUUGAUGACGUUAAAUGAUUUCCAGGACUUCCAGCGCCUGGACUUCGUGCUGACGAACAAGGAGGGCGGCAAGGUGCGCAUCGUCGCGGACCGCUGCGGCGGCGACGAGUGUCGGGCCAUCGUGACGAAGGACGGCGAGGAGCUGCUGAACCGGGCCAUGAUCGACGCGCCGCGCCAGAAGGUCGUCGAGGAGCGGAUGAAGGCGCACCCCGACUGGAUCGGCUACCUCAUCACGCAGGAGCCCGAGUACCGGGAGCUGAAGGAGCGGUGCGCGGCCGCGGCGGUGCGCGGCGAGUUCCCCGAGGGCGUCGCGACGAUCGAGAUCGCCAUCGAGGCCCUGAAGUUGGCCGAGUACCUCACGCCGCUGCUGUCGGCGCGGCUCGGCUGACCUU
Molecule: messenger RNA, 1352 nt
Organism: Pelagomonas calceolata
Lineage: Eukaryota; Pelagophyceae; Pelagomonadales; Pelagomonadaceae
Source: the annotation of a GenBank genome assembly